This is a messenger RNA of Nicotiana attenuata, 1443 nucleotides long. RefSeq lists its product as uncharacterized. Gene Ontology annotation, molecular function: zinc ion binding; nucleic acid binding. The transcript has 4 exons. The coding region runs from base 1 to 1443 and encodes 480 amino acids. The record is from RefSeq and is a predicted model, not a curated record. NCBI's taxonomy places the organism in Eukaryota, Viridiplantae, Streptophyta, Magnoliopsida, Solanales, Solanaceae.
AUGCAUGACUUCAUUAUAGCUGAGGACUCAGAGCUGUGGGAUGUAAUCUGUGAUGGACGUUUUGUUCCCAUGAAAACUAUUGGUGAGGGAACAGUUAUAGUCCCAAAAACAAGAAAAGAGUACAACGAUGCUGAUAGAAGGCUAUUGAGAGAUUUAGGCAAGAGAUUCUUGUUUGUGGCAUCGGACCAGAUGAGUACAACUGCAUCUCAGCUUGUCAGUCUGCUAAUGAGAUUUGGGAAGCUCUUCAAACUGCCCAUUAGGGAACUACUCAGAAACAAGCUGGUUCGGAAAAUACUCAGUGUCUUACCAGGCUUUUGGGAAAGUAAAGUGAAUGAUAUCACUAAAGCCAAGGAUUUGCAGAAGCUGACCAUUGAUGAACUCAUUGGAAAUCUCAAAACUUAUGAGAUGAAGAGAAAGAAGGAUCUUGAAAGAAGAGAGCCCAAGAAGGAGAAGAACUUGGUUCUCAAGGCUGCCAACAAAGACUCAAGUAGUGAUGAAUCCGACAUAGAACACUUUGUCAAAGACUGCCCUCUUCAGGAUCAUCACAAAACCAACACUGAUAAGGCAGCUAAGAGGAACCCGGUCCCUGACAGGAAAUUCAAAAGAAGAGAUGCUACUGACAACAUGGUGAAGCAAGCUUUGGCUGACUGGGGAGAUUCCUCCAAUGAAUCUGAAGGUGAGGAUGACCAAGGAGAUGUAUCUAUGAUGGUUGUUGACAAUGAAUAUGAGUCAAUCUUUGCACUCAUGGCUAAAUCUGAUGAUGACGAGGACAAGGAGGAAGAUGCGAAAAAAUUGAUGUCCUUAGAAAAUGUGUUGAUUGAUGCCUAUCAUAGCCUCAUUAAUGAGAAAAAUGCUUUAAUAGAAGAAAUUGGUGACAUAGAACAAGAGAGGGAUGAUAUGGUAGUUUCCAUUGUAGAUUUAAGGGAACAAGUGGAAGAAGUAACUAGAGAACAAAACUUGUUGAAAAAACAAACAAAAAAAUGGAUGGACAACACUAAGGGUAAAGAAGUGGCUAGUGAGGCUCAACUUGAGCUUGAGAGUGAGCUUAAGAAAGUUAAAACAAGUCUUGUUGGUGAGCUUGAAAAGAAUAGACAACUUCAGGAGGAUUUAAAAGGGGUUAAAAAUGAUCUUGAUAAGUCACUUAAAUGGACCUGGUCCUCUGAUGUAAUAACGUCUAUGUACAGGAGUAAUGGUGGAAACAGGCAAGGCAUCGGGUUCCAAAAGACUAAAACCUCCUAUAAUCCCCAUAGCAAUUAUGUAAUUAUGGCUGAUAAUAGGUUGUGCAAUCACUGUGGUCAAACUGGUCAUUACAAGGACUCUUGUAAAGAUAAAAUUCAGUCUUUGCAGAAAAAUAAAGUUUUUGUUGAAAAGAAGCGUACUGAUGAGGAAUCUGGUUCCCUGAAAAGAAAAUAUGUGCUGCCUGCAUGGGCAAAAAGAAGUUAG